CAACGAGUGAAAUGCAAACAAUCGAUGCAUUCAUUCAUUGCCUGAACUCUCGAUCCAUUCAGUCAUUCAUUGUCUGCUCAAAGACUUGACAAACCAUUUGAAGACCAAAACAAUGGACUUCUUGGACGAUGACAGCGACGAUGAGAGCGAGACAUACAAAUUGUUUGGCGGCAAAGAGGGUCUCGUCUUCUUAAUCGACGCCACGAAAGACAUGUUUAGUUGCCAUCAGUUCUCACUCGCCAUUCAAUGCGUCGAAAAUAUGAUGAAAAACGUCGCGAUUUCGAGUCCGUCGGACGAGUUUGCGGUCGUAUUCUUCGGCACAGAAAACACCGAAAAUGAGUCCAAAUUUGAACACAUCUUCGUUGUGCAGAAACUCCAGAAACCGAGCGCUGACCUCAUCAGUGAGAUCAAGACAAUCGCUGAGUCCCACGACUUUGCCGCACAGUUUGGACACAACAGUCAUUACUCUUUGGCCGAUGUCUUCUCCAUCGCUCUCUCGCAGUUCACUAACAGCAAAUCCAAAUUCCAGACGCGAAGAGUUGUUUUGUUGACCUGUUGUUCGGAUCCAUACUCUGGCAAUACAUCUGCAGACAAACACAUGAAGAAAACGGCUAUAAAUAGAGCCAAAGAUUUCAAAGACUUCGACAUUGAAGUCGAGUUGAUUCCGUUGGGGAACCAAGUCUUCAACAGAGAGACCUUUUAUGAGGAUGUGUUUCCACACCUCAAAAACGACGACAGUUUUGACACUUUAAUAAAAUUAGAGCCACUCUUGAAACGAGUGCACAACAAAUCACAUCGACAGCGAAUGUUGGCGUCCAUACCGUUCCGUUUGGGGCCACCGUCGCCGACCAAUCAGUCAACGGACGUCCAAAUGAGUGUUUAUGUCUACAGUAUGUAUUUGGAGACCAAAAAGCCAACGGCUGUCAAAGUGGACAGAGAGACCAACAGAGAAGUGGUGGCAGAGGUUCAGCACUGGACCAAAGGGUCGGGAACUAUAGUUAAAGCCAAUCAAAUGGUAAAGAAAUUCAAGUUCGGAAGUGAAGAGAUAAUUCUCAACAACGAUGCCCUCAAAGCGAGCAAACAGUUUGAAGAGCCGGCGCUCACUCUACUGGGCUUUAAGCCUCGGAGUGCCAUCAAAACACACCUCCACUUUUCCGGCCGCGUGAAGUAUAUGGGGUUGCUCUUACGGCACUUUCCGUCAUGGUGA
Messenger RNA from Oppiella nova, 1207 nucleotides. NCBI's taxonomy places the organism in Eukaryota, Metazoa, Arthropoda, Arachnida, Sarcoptiformes, Oppiidae. The record is from the annotation of a GenBank genome assembly.